Galdieria sulphuraria is the source of this 2280-nucleotide messenger RNA. RefSeq names its product archaeal ATPase. The coding region runs from base 82 to 2142 and encodes 686 amino acids. The record is from RefSeq and is a predicted model, not a curated record. The transcript is spliced from 2 exons. NCBI's taxonomy places the organism in Eukaryota, Rhodophyta, Bangiophyceae, Galdieriales, Galdieriaceae.
GGUUUGAGCAUUGGAAACAAUUGAAGAAGAUCGAUCAUUGUUGUAUUUUUCUGUCGCAUAGUUUACUUCACAGCUUACGAUAUGUCUAGUGAAUUUGAACCAGAAACCGUAUAUGACAUGGUUGUAGUACACCGAGAAAAUGAUGUUCGUGUAGUAACACUGCAGUUAUUUCAGCUAUACACUCUACGUAAACUUGGUCCCCCUUUCAAACCAGUCAUACCCUUUGGUCCCCACCUCUUCGGAAGUGGAAAGACAAAAUUCAUACAAAGUUAUUUGGAACUGGUGAAUAAUAUGGGUGAAAGUGCACUGAUAGGUCUCGAUUACGUUUGUGAGUCUGAGAAGGCCAACCGAAGAGGUUUCUUGGAGAAAUUAAAAAGGGCUUCAGUGUUGUACGUCGAUUUAAGGGAGUUGGAGCUCACAGACCCGAAAGAACGCAACCUAAAGUGGGCAGUCUACUAUUUGUUAAUCAAGGCUGCCCACUCUCAAGUUGGCGCUGAAAUAUUGUCAAAGAAAGAAGCCUUCGAAAAGGUGGAUAUGGAACCUUCCAACUUAGUUCCACUCUUACGAGAUAUACUAAGGAUUCCUUCUGAUCAAUAUCUUCUGAUAGCAUUUGAUGAAGUUGGUGUCCUAGACGAAAGUCUCGACGAAUUUCAUUUCAAGAGAACCCAUGACGGCAGAGUUCGACCAUACAACGACUUUUUCGGUAUCAUUAGUCAAUUGUGCGAAGAACCCGACUUGUUUUUUAUAGUUGUUGGGAAAAGUGAAGGCUUAAAUAUAUACAAUUACGUAGCUUCAGUCUCAAGGGUUCAGUUAGUAUUUAUUCCUCUUGCGCCGCUUGGGAAACAUAGUAUCAUGGAACAUUUGGAGAAAAGUUCUUCCUUUUUAUUCACUGGGAGCCCAAAAGCUUCAGAAAUUCUUUGCCAUGAAGACUUCUCAACUAGUGAACUUGCAGAAUUGUUGUUGGAAUUGACUGGUGGUGUUCCUGGUUUACUUGUUCGAGCAAUCAGUUACCUUUUGCCGUAUAAAUCAUCCAACAACAAUUUCUUAUUAUCUAAGGAAACCUUCUUGAUCAUAAUGAAUGAUCUUUCAGUAACAAAUUAUUGUGUUGCGCCAUUCUUACCUCGUCUGAUAAGUCUCAGUGAGCAGCGUAAGCGCUUGUUAAGAAUGCUUACGUUAUUAUCUUUGUAUCGUAUUCGAUUUGAUUUUGAUGAAACUGUGCAAAUAAGCUCAAAUUCUGAUGUGUUUUUGUUUGAUCUAGUUACAGAUAUGUGUCUCUAUCGUCGAUUGGUUAUAGACCCAGACCGCAACGAACGCUAUGAAGUGUUGAUUCCCAAGUUACUGAUUGAAUAUAUUGACCAAGGCUUAAAGGAUGAUCGUUUAGAAUGGUUACUUUUACAGACUCUCAAGUCUCAAUUUAUGGAAUUCUUUUAUGAGUCGAAAUGUCGAAUUUUGGAAGGUCUUAUUGCUACACUGUUUUAUUUACAUUUUUCUCGGCGUCCUACAAACAGCUCAAUGUUUUCUACUCUUGGUCAAUUGUCUCGUGUUUGGAAUGAAAUGAAUUUACAAUUUUCUUCCGAAUCUGCUGCUUAUUAUAUGAAAUGUAUACAUUAUACCAGAGCUGUAUCAGGAACAGAGAGAAUGACAUUUGGAAGCAAUGAAUGGGAAAGGAUAAUGAAAGAAAUGUUAGAAUUUGAAAAGAUAUAUAUUCCAUUUCAUUCAACAUCCCAUAGUCCAGAUAUACUAUUCAAGUUGCAUGGAAGAACGAAUGAGAAGAACUUGAUGAUUGUGGGUAUUGCUUGUAAAGGCCGAUGGAGUCGUAAUGUGCAUGAUCAAGUAUUGACUAGUCAUCCUACAUGGCAUUGUAUGUUGAUUAUUAUGAGUACUCAGUUAGCAACCAACGUAUCUGAGGACUUGAAUUAUUCUAGUCGUUUUUAUUCAUCUGGCGAUAGUGUUGAAGAUUUCGUGAUUCCUCACAACUGUGAAUUGGUUAUUCUUUCUGAAGCUGAUGUAGAAAACUUUAUUGGCAAAGACAUUUUAUCGAAUUUAAGGAACGCUUUCAAGUCUGUGGAUAAUCCACAUUCGAGAAAUAUUGGCAUUUCAACACUACAAGAAAUAGUUUCAUCUCUUUCUAAAAAUAUUUAGGAAUAUCUCGUUUUCGUUGUUUAGUGAAUGCUUCUUUGUUAUCAUUGAAGUAUUUGAAAUUUAAUAUUUUGUAAAGGAUGUGGAGUUGCUUAAACUUUCUUUAUCAAAAGAUUCUGAAAUGAAUGGAGAUUACCAUAA